Molecule: messenger RNA, 300 nt
Organism: Tauraco erythrolophus (red-crested turaco)
Lineage: Eukaryota; Metazoa; Chordata; Aves; Musophagiformes; Musophagidae
Gene: S100Z
Product: S100 calcium binding protein Z
Molecular function (GO): calcium-dependent protein binding; calcium ion binding
Source: RefSeq, a predicted model, not a curated record
AUGUCCACACCACUGGAGGAGGCAAUGGACACCUUGAUCAGGAUUUUCCAUCACUACUCGGGCAAAGAAGGAGACAGAUACAAGCUCAGUAAAGGAGAACUCAAGGAGCUCCUCACCAGUGAGCUCACUGACUUUCUUUCAGGCCAAAAGGACCCCCUUCUGGUUGAUAAGAUUAUGAAAGAUCUGGACUCCAAUAAAGACAAUGAAGUGGAUUUUAAUGAAUUUGUCAUUCUGGUUGCUGCUUUGACUGUGGCAUGUAACGAUUUCUUCGAAGAACAGUUAAAGAAAGAGGGAUUUUAA